AUGUUUUUAAGAAGUUUAUCAAACAAGUUAAGAAAUUUAACAGGUUCACCAUAUGUAUUAUUUCCUACAUUAGUUUUGGCAUUUUUUAUUUUCAAUUUAAUGUCAACAAAAAUUAUGUCACAAUUAAGUAUUAAUUUAUUAGAUUCAUAUUUAAUAGGUUAUACAAAGACUCAAGCAAUUCAAACAUUAGAAUUAUUAGGACCAAAAGGUAGAGAUUUAUAUAUGACAAUGUAUACAAGUUAUUAUGAUAUUAUAUUUCCAAUUCUUUUAGCAAUUAUUGUAAUUUCAAUGUUAUCAAAAACAUACCCAAUCUUGGGUUAUGAAAAUCAAAAAUCAUUUAGUGACCUUUAUAAUUUAAUACCAAUUUUAGGUUUAAUUUUUGAUGAACUUGAAAAUUAUUGUCAUUAUCAAAUUUUAAAAAAUUAUCCAUCAUCAUCAAUUGAUACUUUUAUUUAUUUUGGUUCAAACUUUUGUUUACUUAAAUAUGUUUUCAUAUUUUUUGGAAUCUUUGUAUUAACAUUAGGUUUCUUUAUAAAUAUAUUUUUAUUUAUUAAAUUAAUAAUUUUUUCAAAAAAAAAUCAAAACCAAAAUCAAAAUCAAAAUAAUAAUAAAAAAUUAAAAUAA
Dictyostelium discoideum AX4 is the source of this 624-nucleotide messenger RNA. RefSeq lists its product as hypothetical. Bases 1 to 624 code for a protein of 207 amino acids. The transcript has 2 exons. Lineage: Eukaryota; Evosea; Eumycetozoa; Dictyosteliales; Dictyosteliaceae. The record is from RefSeq and is a predicted model, not a curated record.